ACGAGAUCCAAAUCCAAUCAACUAAAACCUAUUUAAUCCACACUCGGCAAAGUUAGGGUUUUUGAGUGUUGUUAAAAAGGGUUUGCCUUGCACUUGUAGCCGUCUCUCGUUUCACUUCCCUUCUGCAUCUUCAGCAACAACCAUGGCCGUCGGGAAAAACAAGAGGAUUUCAAAGGGAAAGAAAGGAGGCAAGAAGAAGGCAGCGGAUCCAUUCUCAAAGAAGGAUUGGUAUGAUAUUAAAGCACCAUCCGUUUUUCAAGUAAAAAAUGUCGGCAAGACUCUUGUUACUCGUACACAGGGUACCAAGAUAGCUUCUGAAGGGCUCAAACAUCGUGUGUUUGAGAUCUCACUAGCUGAUCUUCAGGGUGAUGAGGAUCAUGCUUACAGAAAGAUUAGGUUGAGAGCUGAAGAUGUUCAAGGGAAGAAUGUUUUGACAAAUUUCUGGGGAAUGGAUUUUACAACAGACAAGUUGAGAUCAUUGGUGAGGAAAUGGCAGACUUUGAUUGAAGCUCAUGUAGAUGUGAAGACAACUGAUAACUACACCUUGAGGAUGUUCUGCAUUGGAUUUACCAAGAGACGACCAAACCAGAUUAAGAGGACAUGUUAUGCACAAUCCAGCCAGAUUGGACAGAUACGUAGGAAGAUGAGGGAGAUCAUGACAGCCCAGGCAGCAUCUUGCGAUCUUAAGGAGUUGGUUCGUAAGUUCAUUCCUGAGACUAUUGGGAAAGAGAUUGAGAAGGCAACUUCAAGUAUCUACCCAUUACAAAAUGUCUAUAUCCGGAAAGUCAAGAUUUUGAAAGCUCCAAAAUUCGAUCUUGGAAAACUGAUGGAGGUUCACGGCGAUUAUUCAGAAGAUGUUGGUGUGAAGUUGGAGAGGCCAGCUGAUGAGCCGAUGGCUGAGGCUCCUGCUGAAACUGUUGCUUGAAAUCAUCUUUGUUUCAACAGUUGAAUGAGUUCGCUGUAGAACCCCCAGUUGUUUUUAUUUUCUUGAGUUGCAAACAUUACUUCUAAAAUGCUGCACGUUUUUUAUGAUCAUGUGUUUUGAUUGAACUGAGAUUUUGAAUAGUUCUCUUAAUCAGAUACUAUAGUGAGAUGCUUUUUGCCAAAA
This is a messenger RNA of Ricinus communis (castor bean), 1108 nucleotides long. Its product is annotated as 40S ribosomal protein S3a. The record is from RefSeq and is a predicted model, not a curated record. The coding region runs from base 143 to 925 and encodes 260 amino acids. Lineage: Eukaryota; Viridiplantae; Streptophyta; Magnoliopsida; Malpighiales; Euphorbiaceae. Gene Ontology annotation, molecular function: structural constituent of ribosome. Gene Ontology annotation, biological process: translation. The transcript is spliced from 7 exons. Gene Ontology annotation, cellular component: ribosome; cytosol.